This is a messenger RNA of Entelurus aequoreus (snake pipefish), 8530 nucleotides long. RefSeq names its product calcium/calmodulin-dependent protein kinase 1Db (gene camk1db). NCBI's taxonomy places the organism in Eukaryota, Metazoa, Chordata, Actinopteri, Syngnathiformes, Syngnathidae. Gene Ontology annotation, cellular component: cytoplasm; intracellular anatomical structure. The transcript is spliced from 11 exons. Bases 540 to 1772 code for a protein of 410 amino acids. Gene Ontology annotation, molecular function: calcium/calmodulin-dependent protein kinase activity; calmodulin binding; ATP binding. Gene Ontology annotation, biological process: peptidyl-serine phosphorylation. The record is from RefSeq and is a predicted model, not a curated record.
GUGCAAGUGCCGUGUCUGAGCCCGUAAACCACGCAGCUCCGUCCCUGACUGGUGGAUGUUCUUUCUCCUUCCCCGGGGGUGACCGCCUUUUAACCGGGACUUGCACGGUGUCCACCCCCCGGGCACUUUCCAUCGAUUUGGUGCAAUGCGUGCCCGCACUUGAUCCGCGCUGACGACCCCCCCCCCCCUCCCUACCUCCCAUCCGUCUCUCCGCGGCGGUCCACAGGGCGUCACGGCGUCCUCCACAGCCGAGCUUCCCUCAUCUCUUCACCGCCUGAAAACCCCUCUCGCUCGGGUGGGAGGAGACACACGAACACGCGUGAGGAGACGACAGGAAGGGAGGGAGUGAGACGCGAGUGUUUCUCCUCCACGCAGAGCCGAAGCACACACGGGGUUUAGUCCGCCAAGCUCUUCACUCCGUGACGGAACACUUCCACACUUUUUUUUUUUUCCUGCCCCCUUUUUCCUUCAUUUUUUUUUUUUUGGUCUUAGCUCAUUCGUCAGCGAGCUUCCGCCCUCCCCUCCCCACGCGGCGAGACAUGGCGAAAGAGAACGGCGAGUCCGCCGACGGGUCGUGGAAAAAACACGUCGAUGACAUCAAGAGUGUGUUCGACUUCAAGGAAGUGCUGGGCACCGGUGCGUUCUCCGAGGUGGUGAUGGCUCGGGAGAAGGCCACGGGAAAGAUGGUCGCCAUCAAGUGCAUCCCCAAAAAGGCCCUGAAGGGGAAGGAGACCAGUCUGGAGAAUGAGAUUGCAGUGCUGAGGAAGAUAAAGCACGAGAAUAUUGUGGCUCUGGAGGACAUUUACGAGAGUUCCAAUCACCUGUACCUCAUAAUGCAGCUGGUGUCCGGGGGCGAACUCUUUGACCGCAUCGUAGAGAAGGGCUUCUACACCGAGAUGGACGCCAGUCGCCUCAUCCGGCAAGUUUUGGAUGCCGUCAACUACCUCCACGCCAUGGGCAUCGUGCACAGGGACCUGAAGCCGGAGAACCUCCUUUACUUCAGCCCGCACGACGAGUCCAAGAUCAUGAUCAGCGACUUCGGCCUGUCCAAGAUGGAGGGCACCGGGGACGUGAUGGCCACCGCCUGCGGGACUCCGGGAUACGUGGCACCUGAGGUGUUAGCGCAGAGGCCCUACAGUAAAGCCGUGGACUGCUGGUCCAUAGGGGUCAUCGCUUAUAUUCUGCUCUGCGGCUACCCUCCUUUCUACGACGAGAACGACUCCAAGCUCUUUGAGCAGAUCCUCAAGGCCGAUUACGAGUUUGACGCGCCCUACUGGGACGACAUUUCAGAUUCUGCCAAAGACUUCAUCAACUGUCUCAUGGAGAAGGAUCCAGAGAAGAGGUUUACAUGCAACCAGGCUCUGGAGCACCCCUGGAUCGCGGGAGACACGGCCCUCUGCAAGAACAUCCACGAGUCCGUCAGUCGCCAGAUGCGGAAGAACUUUGCCAAAAGCAAAUGGAGGCAAGCCUUCAACGCCACGGCUGUCAUCCGCCACAUGAGGCGUCUGCAGCUGGGCACCAGCUUCAACAGCAGCAUCCACGGCGGCGGCGGCGGCGCCUCGGCCGCGUCCAACCCCGCCAGCCGAGCGCCGGCCAAAAGUCAGUCCGUGGACUGCGCGCCACUCGGCCUCGACAACUUUCCUCCAAUCGCCCCCCUGCCCUCCGCCGUCAAGGCCUUCAAUCAGGACUCGGACGCGGCCUCCUCCGUCCUGGAGGAGCCGGCCAUGCCGCGCCCCUCCACCGUCACGGUCAUCCACACCGGGACUAAAUGACGCCAGGUGCCGCGGGAGGUGAGCUGGGAGACCACGGAGCUUUGAAGACGCAGGCAAGUGGUUGCCCAGUUUCCCCAUCCCGCUGCCUCCCGUCGGGGGGAGGUGAUUUGUGGAGCCCCCCUCGUGCGCCCCCCCGCCGCCGCCGUCCUUCAGACGCGGACGGGGGAAAAAAAGAGGCGGCGAGACUACACUGAAUGUUACUCCUGAAGCGGGAAGCGCCGCGUUUUUAAAAAGGGAACUUUUCAUCCAAGCUGCUGUGGGCGUCGUCCAAUCAGAUGCUCCGAUGUAUGCCUUGUGUAAAUAGCGGGAGUAAUUGUCCGCCUGCUCGUCCUCUUUGCUCCCGAGGCCUAUUUUUUCUGUGCGCUUUGCUGUAAAAGUGAAGCCCGACUCGGCCCGACGGGAAACACCACCCGCGGCCGAGCGACCCGAGAGAAUACACCUUUUACUUUUUUGGAUUCCGCAAACUUCGAAGGUCCUCCUUGACCACCAGGCGAGUUCUCAGGGAUGUGCUCGAAGCAAACCAACCUGCGUAUUACCCUGACGUGCCAACGGGAUGCUCUCUUUCUGUAAAUCAGCCAUUAUCGUCGCUUCUCGGCCGCUUCUCGCUGUAACUCCUGCUGGAUAACGUGUGUCCCUUUAAAACCUUUUUGAAUGUCUGCAAAAGCAAAAAAAAAAAAAGAAGAAGAAAACUAAAGUGUCGCGAUGAGUUGAUUGUACAGUCGUUUUGCUCUGGCGUUCAUGGCGGCCCCGCCCCCUUCCAUUAUAUCGUCCCCAUUCAGGGUGCGUUCACAUUUGUCACGUUCGGGUCGGGUUUAAAGUGUAACCGCUGCGUUUGCUCUGAUCCGUGUUUGAAUGCAAAAAUGAGAAAUACUAUAAGUCGCAGUUUUUUUCAUAGUCUGUGCGUGAUGUCACUAAGAUGACAUAUCAAAACAACACUAAAUUAAAGGGCACUUGACAUACACUACCGUUCAAAAGUUUGGGGGUCACCCAAACAAUUUUGCGGAAUAGCCUUCAUUUCUAAGAACAACAAUAGACUGUCGAGUUUCAGAUGAAAGUUCUCUUCUUCUGGCCAUUUUGAGCGUUUGAUUGACCCCACAAAUGCGAUGCUCCAGAAACUCCAUCUGCUCAAAGGAAGGUCCGUUUUGUAGCUUCUGUAACGAGCUAAACUGUUUUCAGAUGUGUGAACGUGAUUGCACGAGGGUUUUCUAAUCAUCAAUUAGCCUUCUGAGCCAAUGAGCCAACACAUUGUACCAUUAGAACACUGGAGUGAUAGUUGCUGGAAAUGGGCCUCUAUACACCUAUGUAGAUAUUGCACCAAAAACCAGACAUUUCCAGCUAGAAUAGUCAUUUACCACAUUAGCAAUGUAUAGAGCAGGGGUGUCAAACGUACGGCCCGAGGGCCGGAUCAGGCCCGUGAACAGGUUUUAUCCGGCCCGCGGGAUGAGUUUGGUAAGUAUAAAAAUCAGUCGAAAUUUUUGAAUGAAAGAAACAGCAGUUCUAAAUGUGUCCACUAGAUGUCGCAAUAGCAAUUCUUUGUACCUUUGUAGAUGAUGCUACAUAUGUAAAACAAUAAAAAUAAACCACAUGAAGUUAGUGCACCAGUCGAGGAAAAUGAGCAAACUACAUAAAUAACAUCCUGUAAUUUGAUUUUCAUAUUACUUUUUUAUCUUGAUAGAUUGAAAAUUAACACCAAUGAGUUGACUGAUGAUAAUGAUCACAUCAUUUAUUCAGAAAGUAUAAAUAACGACGAAUAAAGAUAGAAUACUAUUAACCGCAACAUGUAAGUCUAAAAAAAAAAACAACAACAUUAUGAUUUGUACAUUUUCAGAAUGUGCUUGCUCUAUUUUCAAACAAAAAAAAACAAUCUGAAGUUGUCUUUAUUUUUAAGUCAUCGUGCCGUGAUUUUACCAGUCCGGCCCACUUGGGAGUAGAUUUUCCUCCAUGUGGCCCCCCAUCUAAAAUGAGUUUGACACCCCUGGUAUAGAGUGUAUUUAUUUAAAGUUAAGACUAGUUUAAAGUUAUCUUCAUUGAAAAGUACAGUGCUUUUCCUUCAAAAAUAAGGACAUUUCAAUGUGACCCCAAACUUUUGAACGGUAGUGUAUCACUCAAAUAAAUUUCCCCCAAAAAUGCGACUUAUACUCCAGUGCGACUUAUACAUGUUUUUUUUUCUUCUUUAUUAUGCAUUUUCGGCCGGUGCGACUUAUACUCGGAAAAAUGCGGUAUAUCUCUUUUUAGGAACACUAAUACAAAACCUCCCAAUAAUGUCUGAAUGCUAAAAACGUUACGACAGACCGCCUUAAAAAAAACGGAAUGGAAUUUGAAUUUUUUUCUACUGAACGAGACACCCAGAAUGUACAUGAAAAUAAAGAAUGUGGGAUUUUUCAAUAUUAACUAUGAAGGAUAAAACACUGAAUAUUGACAACAUAUGAACGUCACACCCCAUCUGCUUAGCGAGAAGAAUUAUCUUAUCAGACGGAAAAAUAAGCAAAUAUCACCCUUAUUUGAGAUAUUUCAUCUUACUUAGAGUUCAGUUUUUGCAGUGUUCCAUUAAUUAUGAUUGGCAUUUUAAUACGAUUUCAUUAUUGUUUUCUACACUGUCAGAUUUCAAACUAAAAGUCACACUUUGAGGUCCUAAAAGCAAAAUACGGCCAUGUUUGCCAAACCUAUAAAAAUAUUAUUUCUUUAAACCAGGCCCGAAUUUAGAGGAAAAAAAUGUGUCUGAGGGCCGGUACCGUAUUUUUCCGACUAUAAGUCGCAGUUUUUUUUCAUAGUUUGUGCAUGUCACUAAGAUGACAUAUCAAAACAACACUAAAUUAAAGGGCACUUGACAUAUCACUCAAAUAAAUUUCCCCAAUAAAUGCGACUUAUACUCCAGUGCGACUUAUAUAUGUUUUUUUCCUUCUUUAUUGUGCAUUUUCGGCCGGUGCGACUUAUACUCGGAAAAAUGCGGUAUAUCUCUUUUUAGGAACACUAAUACAAAACCUCCCAAUAAUGUCUGAAUGCUAAAAACGUUAUGACAGACCGCCUUAAAAAAACGGAAUGGAAUUUGAAUUUUUUUCUACUGAAUGAGACACCCAGAAUGUACAUGAAAAUAAAGAAUGUGGGAUUUACAAUAUUAACUAUGAAGGAUAAAACACUGAAUAUUGACAACAUAUCAACGUCGCACCCCAUCUGCUUAGUGAUUAUCAGACGAAAAAUAAGCAAAUAUCACCCUUAUUUGAGAUAUUUCAUCUUUCUUAUAUUUCAGUUUUUGCAGUGUUCCAUUAAUUAUGAUUGGCAUUUUAAUACGAUUUCAUUAUUGUUUUCUACACUGUCAGAUUUCAAACUAAAAGUCACACUUGAGGUCCUUAAAGGCAAAAUACGGCCAUGUUUGCCAAGCCUAUAAAAAUAUGAUUUCUUUAAACCAGGCCCAAAUUUAGAGAAAAAAAAUGUGUCUGAGGGCCGGUACUGUAUUUUUCCGACUAUAAGUCGCAGUUUUUUUUCAUAGUUUGGUUCCGGGGGUGCGACUUAUACUCAGGAGCGACUUAUGUUCGAAAUUAUUAACACAUUAGCGUAAAAUAUCAAAUAAUAUUAUUUAUCUCAUUCACGUAAGAGACUAGACGUAUAAGAUUUCAUGGGAUUUAGCGAUUAGGAGUGACAGAUUGUUUGGUAAACGUAUAGCAUGUUCUAUAUGUUAUAGUUAUUUGAAUGACUCUUACCAUAAUAUGUUACGUUAACAUACCAGGCACGUUCUCAGUUGGUUAUUUAUGCCUCAUAUAAUGUACACUUAUUCAGCCUGUUCACUAUUCUUUAUUUAUUUUAAAUUGCCUUUCAAAUGUCUAUUCUUGGUGUUGGUUUUUAUCAAAUACAUCUCCCCAAAAAAUGCGAUUUAUAUAUGUUUUUUUCCUUCUUUAUUAUGCAUUUUCGGCCGGUGCGACUUAUACUCCGGAGCGACUUGUACUCCGAAAAAUACGGUAAGUGAGAAAUAUCGGUUGGGAAGCCUUGGGUGCGUGUUCUAAAAGUAUAUUUUAGCAGCGUUUAAUGACAUUCAAGCUGGUACCGUUAAAAUACAACAGAAUUUUAAAAAAAUGAUGACCAUUUCCAACUUGUAUUUGAGUAUACAUGAAUAAAAAAUACCAGUAUGAACAAUCUUUUAAACGGGAUACAAUUGGCGAGUGUGAACGCAGCCCUAACGAGGGGGUCAGGACGGCCAUGUUGAGUUUAAAGGGGAACUGCACAUGUUUUUAUUUUAUUUUAUUUUGCCCAUCGUUCACACUCAUUAGGGGACGAGACAGAUGUUUUUGUACAUAAAAGUCCGCUAACAAUGGAGCCUCUAUUCCGCCAAUAAAGCCCUCAAAAUAACCGUCCAAAAAUCGGCAACAUAACACAGUUUAAAUUUCAUGACCUCAAUGUCAAGUAUUCGUGAUAUUGUUACGAGCGCUAACGGCGAGACACGACUAUUUUUAGCACUAACUGGCUUGUGCUGCUGUAUUGACGUCAGCUGGUGAGCUGCUUUCUCGCCUCCGGUCUCAUGAGAGUUUGGUCUCAAUCAUGAGUAAUGCAUCUCACCUGGAUAGUAGAAGGAUGAGGACAAAAUCCAACAAGUUGGGACCCGAGAAGACGCUUGAUUGAUUUUGAGUCAUUUUUCAUGGAAACGGGAAUAUACGAACAUCCUAGCAGUCGGCAUCCUAAUGACAGCAGACCUUGUACAGUAAGUGAUGUUUUAUUAUGUUUUUUGGCUCUCAAGUCUUCAUGAGUAAUAAUUAGUGAUGUUGAGGACAAAAUCCAACAAGUUAGUCAACUCUGGCAUCCAAUUUAAACCCGGAAAUGGCAAGAAAGACCGGAAAAGACGCUUGAUUCCACCCCCGUUUUGUGUCAUUCUUCAUGGAAACGGGAAUAUACGAACAUCCUAGCAGUCGGCAUCCUAAUGACAGCAGACCUUGUACAGUAAGUGAUGUUUUAUUAUGUUUUUGGCUCUCAUAUAGUCUGCAUGAGUAAUAAUCAGUGAUGUUGAGGACAAAAUCCAACAAGUUGGUCAACUUUGGCAUCCAAUUUUAACCCGGAAAUGGCGAUAAAGCCCCGAAAAGACACUUGAUUCCACCCCCGUUUUGUGUCAUUCUUCAUUAAAACGAGAAUAUAUGAACAUCCUAGCAGUCUGCAUCCUAAUGACCACAGACUUUGUACAGUAAGUGAUAUAUAUAUUUUUUUGGCUCUCAAGUCCUCAUGAGUAAUAAUCAGUGAUGUUGAGGACAAAAUCCAACAAGUUGGUCAACUUUGGCGAUAAAGACUCGAAAAGACACUUGAUUCCACCCCUGUUUUGAGUCAUUCUUCAUGGAAACGGGAAUAUAUGAACAUCCUAGCAGUCGGCAACCUUAAUGACAGCAGACAUUGUACAGUAAGUGAUGUGUUAUUAUGUUUUUUGACCCAAGUCUUCAUGAGUAAUAAUCAGUGAUGUUGAGGACAAAAUCCAACAAGUUGGUCAACUUUGGAAUCCAAUUUAAACCCGGAAAUGGCGAGAAAGCCCCAAAAAGACACUUGAUUCCACCCUUUUUUUGAGUCAUUCUUCAUGGAAACAGGAAUAUAUGAACAUCCUAGCAGUCUGCAUCCUAAUGACAGCAGACCUUGUACAGUAAGUGAUGUUUUAUUGUCUUUUUUUGGCUCUCAAGUCUGCAUCCAAUUUUAACCCGGAAAUGGCGAGAAAGACUUUAUUCCACCCCCUUUUUGAGUCAUUCUUCAUCGAAACGGGAAUAUAUGAACAUCCUAGCAGUCGGCAUCCUAAUGACAGCAGACCUUGUACAGUAAGUGAUGUUUUAUUAAGUUUUUUGGCUCUCAUAUAGUCUGCACCCAAUUUAAACCCGGAAAUAGCAAGAAAGACCCGAAAAGACACUUGAUUUCACCCUUUUUUUAAAUUCUUCAUCGAAACAGGAAUAUAAAAACAUCCUAGCAGUCGGCAUCCUAAUGACAGCAGACCUUGUAAAGUAAGUGAUGUUAUGUUUUUUGGCUCUCAAGUCUGCAUCCAAUUUAAACGAGGAAUUGGCGAGAAAAACCCGAAAAGACGCUUGAUUCCACCCUUUUUUUGAGUCAUUCUUCAUGGAAACGGGAAUAUAUGAACAUCCUAGCAGUCGGCAUCCUAAUGACAGCAGACCUUGUACAGUAAGUGAUGUUUUAUUAUGUUUUUUGGCUCUCAAGUCUGCAUCGAAUUUAAACCCGGAAAUAGCAAGAAAGACCCGAAAAGACACUUGAUUUCACCCUUUUUUUAAAUUCUCCAUCGAAACGGGAAUAUAAAAACAUCCUAGCAGUCGGCAUCCUAAUGACAGCAGACCUUGUAAAGUAAGUGAUGUUAUGUUUUUUGGCUCCCAAGUCUGCAUCCAAUUUAAACGAGGAAUUGGCAAGAAAAACCCGAAAAGACACUUGAUUCCACCCUUUUUUUGAGUCAUUCUUCAUCGAAAUGGGAAUAUAUGAACAUCCAAGCAGUCGGCAUCCUAAUGACAGCAGACCUUGUACAGUAAGUGAUAUUUUAUUAUGUUUUUUGGCUCUCAUAUAGUCUGCAUCCAAUUUAAACCCGGAAAUAGCAAGAAAGACCCGAAAAGACACUUGAUUCCACCCCCGUUUUGUGUCAUUCUUCAUCGAAACAGGAAUAUAUAAACAUCCUAGCAAUCGGCAACCUUAAUGACAGCAGACAUUGUACAGUAAGUGAUGUUUUAUUAUGUUUUUUGGCUCUCAAGUCUGCAUCCAAUUUCAAUGAGGAAUUGGCGAGAAAAACCCGAUAAGACACUUGA